Raphanus sativus (radish) is the source of this 1508-nucleotide messenger RNA. RefSeq names its product glycosyltransferase BC10. The transcript is spliced from 7 exons. Lineage: Eukaryota; Viridiplantae; Streptophyta; Magnoliopsida; Brassicales; Brassicaceae. The coding region runs from base 132 to 1277 and encodes 381 amino acids. Gene Ontology annotation, molecular function: glycosyltransferase activity. The record is from RefSeq and is a predicted model, not a curated record. Gene Ontology annotation, cellular component: membrane.
ACAAAGGGUCCCAUAAAUCUCACCACGUGGACAGAGACACGAUGUCGUUUUAAUGAGAUUCAUCGUGAGUGACUUCGCCUUUCAAUCUCCCUCAAAUCUCGAGGUGAUAGAUAGAUCUUUCUAGUUAAGCUAUGGCGCGGAGAUCGCCGCCGCAGCUUCCGGCGUCUCGUCGCGGCGUUGUGUCGUUUCGGUGGAAGCUAAUUUUCGGUGCAAUCUCCGCCUCUCUAUGCGCGCUAGCUCUUCUCAGUAUCCACUACCACCGUCAGUCUCGUCCCAUUCCGUCGCUCUCGGCCGCGAGAUCUCGAAUACCGCUCCAGAAAUACUCCGGAGAUCGUCCGAAGAUGGCGUUCCUUUUCCUGGCUCGACUUGACCUGCCUCUCGAUUUCCUGUGGGACAGAUUCUUCAAGGGCGGAGAUGAGAGGAACUUGUCAAUCUAUGUACAUUCAACACCUGGUUUCACCUUCGACGAAGACACCACUCGAUCACACUUCUUCCACAAUCGCCAGUUGAAGAAUAGUAUCGAGGUGGUUUGGGGAGAAGCAAGCAUGAUUGCUGCUGAGAGAUUGCUGCUUGCUUCCGCCUUGGAGGAUCCUUCUAAUCAAAGAUUUCUUCUUUUAUCUGAUAGCUGUGUUCCCUUAUACGACUUUGGUUACAUUUACACUUAUCUAAUGUCUUCACCGAAGAGCUUUCUAGAUAGUUUUCUUGAUACUAAAGAUCAGCGUUACACCAUGAAAAUGUUCCCUGUCAUACCCAAAGAGAAAUGGCGAAAAGGAUCUCAGUGGAUAUCGUUGAUUAGAAGCCACGCAGAGGUCAUUGUUAAUGACGACACUGUGUUCCCAGUUUUCCAGAAGUUCUGCAAGCGAUCUCUACCUCUGGAUCCCACUAAGAAAUGGCUAUAUCUUAAACACAGACGUCACAACUGCAUCCCUGAUGAACACUACGUUCAAACUCUACUUACAAUGCGUGGCUUGGAAAGUGAAAUGGAACGGAGAACAGUGACAUACACUACAUGGAACCUAUUAGCCAAAAAAGCGGAAGCUAAAUCAUGGCAUCCUCUAACUUUCACAUCUGACAAUUCCGGAGCAAAGGAGAUAGAAGAAAUAAAGAAAAUCAACCAUGUAUACUAUGAAACGGAGUAUCGAACAGAAUGGUGCCGGGCUAAUUCAAAACCCGUCCCUUGCUUUCUCUUUGCGAGGAAGUUCACUAGAGGAGCUGCGAUGCGUCUUUUGAGUGAAGGAUUAGUAGAAUCAUCAACAGAUACAACAACAACCUCUUGAAUGUAAGAAAGUUAAACACACAGGUUAAAGUUACAAAACUAAGAAAGACAGAAACCCGAAACUGCACCAGAAAGGGUUUAACUUAGAGCAUACAGAAAUGAAGCAUACAGAUUACAGAUAGUACAUUAAUUGAUCAGUGGCUUAGUACAAACUACAGGCGUUAUGUAUUUCUUUUUCUUUUUGUAUUUUAUAUGUAUUUUAAAUAAACCGGUAAUUUAUGUGCUUCAAAUC